AUGCUUCUCCGUUGGGCGCCUAAUCUCCUUCUGGGUGCGUUUGCAUUAGCGGAUACAAAACUAUAUGAGUUAGGAAUCAGCAAAGGCGUCUCGAAAGAGGGAAAACAGGUAAUUUCUUUGAACGGCAAGAAUGAUACGGUAGGGCCGAUAAUACGAGUAAACUCCGGUGAUACCCUUAACCUACUGGUGAACAACGACAUAUGCAAUGCAAAUGACUACGAGCAGUAUGGCGAGCUAUACUGCGAUACGUCUAUACAUUUCCAUGGAGUUGUGCUCAACAAUAACGGCGCGGAUCUAGGUGUUUUGCAUGAUGGUGUGCCUGGAGUUUCUCAAUAUAGCAUUCCAAGCGGUAUGUCAUACUGGUACAACUUCACUAUCCCUGAAAAUUUAUGUGGAACCUACUGGUACCACUCGCACUCUUCAGUGCAGUACGGAGACGGAUUAAGGGGCAUAUUCCUGGUGGACUGCGAUUACAGACAAAAGUACAUUGAGCGAGUUAUUGCAAAGCUUGAGGCAGAUGGAACAGAUGGAACGCUACUAGAAAAUCUACCGCCUCAGGGCGCCAAGGUGCCGGUGCAAGAGGUAGUGAUGGCAGUAACAGAUUGGUAUAGCAAGUCCAGUGUCGAAAUUUUGAGCCAGGUGAUGAGCCCCUACGGCGGCCCGGACCCUAGCGUUGAGGGCUCGAUGAUGAACGGGGACACCGGUUCAGUAAAGUUUGAAGUUGCUGAGGGUGUGGAGUACGUCGCAUUGAGGGUCAUAAACACAGGUAUGAGUGGCACGAAUGUUCUGCACGUCGAAGGGCACCGUUUAUGCGUGAUCGAAACGGACGGAGUCCUCACGAAACCCUAUAUGAUAGACACACUUUCCAUCGCCGUCGGCCAGAGGUUCACGGUGCUAGUGAAGCUAAACAAGGAGGCUCCCGCCCGCGUGGUUCAUGGCUGCGGAAAGAUGAUGGGGUAUGUGACCAAGACCCACUGGCUUCUAAGACCCGGCCAAGUUGCCGGCGACGACUACGUCGGUCGGGUGGUACACUUGCCCGGCCUGGACAAAAACGAGAUGUACAAGCAGUUCGUCCCUCUGGAAGGGGAACUUCUCCCGGAACCCAGCCAGCAGCUCUCGCUUGAUUACGAGUUCGACGGCGACGAGGCCCGAGAGCCCUUUGGAACCACCAUGUACACGGUGAACGGCGACACGAUGCAGGAGUUCAUGCCCGACGGCGUGCUGAUCGAGGGCGCGCGAGGCGUUCGCGAGCCCAUUCCGCUGCACGGCGGAGGGGUGGUGGAGAUCGCCAUCAACUCGAUAGACCAUAUGACACACCCGUGGCACAUGCACGGCCACACCUUUCAGGUGGUGUCUGUGGGCAGGAAACGAGACGGCCCGCUGUACUUCGACAACCCCGAAAGCCCCGCCAUGAAACGGUACCUGGCGGACGUCGCGGAAUGGCAGGACAAGGUUCCCAUGACGCGGGACACGAUCAACAUUCCUGGCAGGUCUUACGCGGUCAUCCGCCUGAGGGCCGACAACCCGGGCUUCUGGCUACUGCAUUGCCACGUAGAGUGGCACAUGGCCAAGGGACUGGGCGUGGUAUUCGCCGAGGGAGACGCGCUCGUCUCCGCGGUGUCAAAGCCCUUCGCGAGGCAGAGCGACGCUGCAGGCGCGUCUACUGCUCUGCCCGAGCCCUCUUCCACCGCUGACGCUGCGGCCACGCCCACUGUGUCCGCGGUGCGCGCCAUUUCUACUGCGGCCGACGCUCCUGCGUCAUCCGCCGCGCCAGCGACGUCGCAGCAGCAGCCUUCGCCCGAAGCGGCCAUGCCAGCGGCCUCUGCUUCGAAAGGCAAGGUUCUUGCGAUAUAUCUACUGAUUAUGUGCACACUGAACGUCGCAAUCUGGCUCUUCUUCUUCAGAUGA
Lachancea thermotolerans CBS 6340 is the source of this 1908-nucleotide messenger RNA. RefSeq names its product putative oxidoreductase (gene GMC1). The transcript has a single exon. Gene Ontology annotation, biological process: reductive iron assimilation; cellular response to iron ion starvation. Lineage: Eukaryota; Fungi; Ascomycota; Saccharomycetes; Saccharomycetales; Saccharomycetaceae. Bases 1 to 1908 code for a protein of 635 amino acids. Gene Ontology annotation, cellular component: high-affinity iron permease complex. Gene Ontology annotation, molecular function: ferroxidase activity; copper ion binding. The record is from RefSeq and is a predicted model, not a curated record.